UUUCUAUGCUAAAGAAGCUAAAGUUGGAAAUUAAGGAUGUUACUGAAAAAUUUCGGUCGAAUAGGAAAUAUACAAGCCUUGAAAGAGUAAAGGAAGUGGAGAAAAUUGUGCUUACAGAAAUACAUAAUAAGGAUUUAGAAUAAAAAGAACUCUUAUUGCAUUUAGCUUUAGAAAUUGGUCAUCCCUUAAAAGUCAAAUCGAUAGAGUUAAAAGAGGAGUUAGAGAAAUUGUUGUAAUUGGUGUUAAUCGAACUAAUCAAUUGUAAGGAAAAUUUGAAUAAAGAUGCCAGCGAAUAUUACUUAUGUUUGGAAGCCAUAAAUGAUAAAUUAUAUACAAUAAUUGCAUACAAACUUAGAUAAUUAAUGAAAUAUGAAUAAUUCAAAUUUAGAAUUCCUAGAUUUGGCAAUACUUAGAAAUUGCUUUAAAAAAAAAUUAAUUAAUUGUUAGCUUGUGAUAUUAGUCAUUCAUUUUUGCAAGAAAGGAGAGACGCUGAAUAUGUUGAAUAAAUUCGUAAGUAAUACUAAGAGAAAAAGACAAUAAAAAAUCUUACGUAUGGUUUUAUAUUGGUUUAUUUUGGAAUAUUAUUUAGAUAGAAAAAGUGGUUUUAAUCAAUAAAUAAACAUUAUAGAUAUGCAUUAUUUGGUUUUGUUGGCGCUGUGUUAUUUUAUCAAUUAUAAUGA
Paramecium octaurelia is the source of this 680-nucleotide messenger RNA. Lineage: Eukaryota; Ciliophora; Oligohymenophorea; Peniculida; Parameciidae. The record is from the annotation of a GenBank genome assembly.